This is a messenger RNA of Humulus lupulus (European hop), 1793 nucleotides long. Its product is annotated as 7-deoxyloganetin glucosyltransferase-like. The record is from RefSeq and is a predicted model, not a curated record. Bases 64 to 1569 code for a protein of 501 amino acids. Gene Ontology annotation, molecular function: UDP-glycosyltransferase activity. Lineage: Eukaryota; Viridiplantae; Streptophyta; Magnoliopsida; Rosales; Cannabaceae. The transcript is spliced from 2 exons.
CAAACAAAGCAGGCAACCAACAAACACUAAAACCAUCUUGAGUACAAACUAAGGAGAGAAAUAAUGGAUUCUAAGGAAUCAGUAGUAGAAGAAGUUUAUAAUAAUAGAAAUAAUAGCAGGCCUCAUGCUGUAUGCAUUCCCUAUCCAAGUCAAAGCCACAUCAAGGCAAUGCUGAAAUUAGCAAAGCUACUUCACCACAAGGGCCUCUACAUAACCUUUGUCAACACCGAAUUCAACCACAAUCGCUUCCUCAAGAACUCUCCCUCCUUCUCCUCCUCGCCGAGUUUCCGGUUCGAGACAAUUCCCGAUGGCCUGCCGCCGGCGGAUCAAGCACCGGAUUCGACCCAAGACAUACCUUCUCUUUGUGAUUCCACUAGAAAGAACUUCUUGGGUCCAUUCCUCGAGCUCCUCAACAAACUUGAAAAUCAAAGUAAGAGCAGGAGCAAGGAUAAUGUUCCUCCUCGUGUGAGUUGCAUUGUUAAUGAUGGAGUGAUGUCAUUUGCUAUCAAGGCAGCUCAACAGCUUGGAGUUCCUGUGGUUCAGUUCUUCACAGUUGCUGCAUGCACUGUUAUGGGCCUCAGCCAUUACCGCACUUUGCUUGACCAAGGAAUCGUACCUCUCAAAGAUGAGAAUAAUCUCACAAAUGGUUUUCUGGACACAAAAAUAGAAUGGGUUCCAGGAAUGAAAAAUCUUCGAUUUCGAGAUCUACCCACAUUCUGUAGGAUCACUGAUUCGAAUGAUAUUAUGUUUAAUUGGAUCUUGGAAGCUAUUGAAGAAGCUUCAAAAGCUUCAGCUACUGUUAUUCACACAUUUGAGGCAUUAGAAAGACAUGUUUUAGAAGCUCUAUCUUCCUCUUUGUCACUUCCAAAUAUAUAUCCAAUUGGACCUCUCCAACUUCUACUUGAUCAGAUACCAGAAGACCCUCUAAACUAUGUUCCCUACAGUCUUUGGAAGGAAGAACCUGAGUGCAUAAAAUGGCUUAGUACUCAAAAACCUAAUUCGGUGAUUUAUGCUAAUUUUGGAAGCAUUGCUGUCUUGACAAAGCAACAAGUGGUUGAAAUUGGUUGGGGUCUUGCAAAUAGCAAUCACCCUUUUUUGUGGGUGAUUAGGCCUGACCUGGUUAUAGGUGAAUCGGCCAAUCUCCCAUCUGAGUUUUUGGACCAGACCAAAGGAAGAAGCCUCAUUAUAAAUUGGUCCCCACAAGAGGAUGUGUUAAACCACCCCUCACUAGGGGGAUUUUUGACUCAUUGUGGUUGGAAUUCAAUUAUGGAGAGCUUGACUAGUGGGGUUCCUAUGAUUUGUUAUCCUUACUUUGCUGACCAACAAACCAACUGUUGGUUUGCAUGCAAUGAAUGGGGAGUUGCAUUGGAGAUUGAAAACGAGGUAAAGAGAGAUCAAGUGACGAAGCUGGUUAAAGAGUUACUCGAGGGAGAAAAGGGUAAGAAAAUGAAGAUUAAGGCAAUGGAAUGGAAGAAAUUGGCCCAAGAGGCCACUACUGCUCCACAUGGGAGUUCGUCUAGAAAUUUGGACGAUUUGCUCAAUCAAGUGCUCCUCCAGCAAAUUGAGUAAAGAUAUUCUUGCUUGAUAUAUUUUUUUAAUUGUUCAUUUCUGCAAUAUUUUAUGUAAUUGUUGGUGCAUGUGUUUUGUUAUGUAUAUGCACAUGAACCGAGUGCAAGGUGUGAGAGUUUUUAAUGCAGCUGGCUCCAGCAGUGCUGACGUGAGAGAAGGUAAUGCUUGUAUGAAUAAUGUCAGCACAUAAAUAUUAUAUGGGUGUGAUAUGAUAAUUUAAUUUA